AUGAGUAACCAGUGGAUUCGUGCCUUUCGGUAUGCGGCACAGAAUUCUCGACAAGCAUGUCCGGCCACCCGAUCAACACGGUCCUUCCACUCAACCGUCUCUAGCCGCGCUUCCAACGACGCGCCACGAGACGACGGCCCCAAGCCUGAGAACAAGCCUGAGAGCAAGUCUGAGAACGAGGCCGGCCAAGUCCAGCCCGAGGCCGUCGACCAAAAGUUUCUUGGCCAGAAUCCAACGGCGACAAAUGGAGAGAGCCAGGUGCGCAAGAGGCCUACCAGCGGUCUAAAAUCACGAGUGUCGCGCAAUCGAAAGUCCGACCUGCCUCCUGUCCAAAUACCCAAGUCCUUUCUCGAUGUGGCUGUAGAUCGCCACGGCGCAUUAAAUACUAUUGCUACAAUUGGCUCAGCCGAGCGAUAUAACGGUACUGGAGAAGAUGCUAGUGACCGCAAGCGAGAGCUGGCAGUUGACAAACUUUUGAGGGCUAACGUUUAUUUUGAUACCUUCUCCUGGUCCGAUGCGGAUGUGGAAAAGGCCAUUCAAACCCUGAAGUGGAACAUCGACUUUGGAUGGAUUGCUAGGAGGCUAGAAGCGCUAGGCGUAUUUGCUACUUGGGCUGCGGUAAGUCGGAUCGCGGAUUUAUGUCAGGACGGGGACGACAUCGACCAUCGAACGCAAGAAGCAGUCUUUUCAACGCCGCAGCCGUCAAAAGAAUCUCGAUAUUGGGUGUCAGCGCUUCUGGAGCAGAGAACGAGUGAUGACCACAAGCCACUUAUCUACAGGAGACCGUUUGCAAAACUACUACUACAGCACAUAACUAAGCGUGGUAGUAUUAUACUAAAUAGAGUCGCGUUAUACGAACCAUGCAUGGUCGAUGAGGUCAUCACGGCGCUUAGAGCCGCAUUUCUCAUCCGGGCACCUAGAAAUACCAGACUUGCAAAUAUCUGCCGGCCUGUCACCAUCAUCAAUGUGCGUGACUGCUCGGGGUUUUCUGUGGCUCAAGACACCUUGCAAUACGCUGCUCAAAUGUUAGGCGCUGAUGUGCUCCACCUGCAUGCUCAUGAUAUUGCCUAUAUUGUGGGACGCUACAUUGGGCAGGAUAUCACUAGGACCGCCGGUGAUAUCUCUUUGCUCGGCUAUAGGGCGGCGGAGAACAGUGGACGAUUAAAACCUUACCCUGGCCUCGAAGAGGAGAAUGAGGAGGCCGAGACACUUGACUCAGAUAACGACAAUCUAGAAACAGAAAAGGAUAAGAAACGACAGACAUCAACCAUAGUUGAAUACCUGCAGAACUCUGCCACUCGCGGAAAGAGUGAAGAGCUAUGGGAGGACAUGAAGAUAAAUGCAGCUCUAGAUGAGCUCAUUCAUUCGGCAGAUGUAGACAUGGCUGAUCAGACGUCCGACCAAAAGCCGCUCAUCAUUCACAUUAACGAUUUUAAUGCUCUCAACAUGGAUGAAACCGGGGCUAAUAUUAUAACCAAGAUAAGAAAAGUUGUGGAUGAAAUGUGGUUGUCGGGCCGGAAGGUGGCGCUUGUCGGCUCAUGCUCGACUAAGGACGCGCCAGAAUCCUAUCUAACGGCAAUGAAGGGUCUAGAAAUAGGCGACCGUGUUAUCCAUAUAAACAGCCUGCGCUCUACCGAUUCUCGAGUCCGUGCAAGCACUGGACCUGAGUUGGCACUAUGGGAGAAGCAAGACUAUCUCCGCGAGAACGACGAGAAUAUCGUCAGGACGUUAUGGUCAUUAACAGAGUCGAGUGACUUUACUUUGACACACUCGAAGAGAAGACUGGGACUAGACAGAUAUGCUGAAUCUGAUAGGACAUCAGCCACGGGAGAGCCGGUUACGAAUUAUUCGCAUGGCGUUUUACCCAUAUCGGAGAUUUAUCGAAUCGCGACAACCAUGAUCAGUAUGAGUUCAACACUUGGCGUUGAUUUGCUGAGUUUAGAUUGUUUCGAGGUUGCAUUCACCAGUGUGUCAGUCGCCGACACCGCCAGGGAGAGGACGACGACAAGCUCAAAAGCAUCCAUAAACUCCAAGAAAGACCCCAUAGACAUUGCUGCGGGAUUGCGGAAGAUGAACCCUUUUGCGGACAAUCAAGAGGAGAAGCUGAUGUCCGGCUUGGUGAAGGCACAAGAUAUACGUACAACUUUCAAAGACAUACAUGCUCCUCAAGAGACCAUUGAGUCGAUCAAGAUGCUCACGACACUGUCGCUCAUCCGUCCUGAGGCUUUCUCAUACGGCGUUCUAGCAAGCGAUCGAAUCCCCGGCUGCCUCUUGUAUGGUCCGCCCGGCACCGGCAAGACAUUACUAGCAAAAGCGGUAGCUAAAGAAAGUGGAGCAAACAUGAUCGAGGUUAGCGGCGCUUCCAUUAAUAACAUGUACGUCGGUGAAAGCGAAAAGAACGUGCGCGCGCUCUUCAGGCUUGCCAAGAAGAAAGAGCCUAUGGUCAUCUUCAUCGAUGAAGCAGAUGCCUUGCUCGGGGCCCGCGGCGGGCACCAGAGCGGAAAUAGAAGAGAGACAAUCAACCAAUUUCUCCGUGAGUGGGACGGGAUGGACAAGAUGAAGGCUUUCAUCAUGGUUGCUACGAACCGACCGUUUGACCUAGAUGAGGCGGUUCUCCGGCGCCUGCCCCGUAAGUUAUUAAUUGAUCUACCCCUCGAGGCGGACCGAGCGGCCAUCCUGCGGAUUCACCUCAAGGACGAGGCCAUGGACGAGACGGUGUCGAUCGAAGACAUGGCCAAACGCACACCUCUAUACUCGGGCUCAGACCUCAAGAAUGUCUGCGUGGCAGCUGCCAUGGCCGCUGUCAAGGAAGAGCUCGAGGCAUCUGAGCGACACACGGGCCCCGAGCCCUACAAGUGGGCAGAGAAGCGGGUGCUCAACCGCCGCCACUUCGAUCAGGGGCUCAAGGAGAUUGGCGCCAGUGUCUCAGAGGAUAUGGCGACGCUCUCGGCUAUUAGGAAGUUCGACGAGCGGUAUGGCGAUAGCAAGGCGCGCAAGAAGCGGAAAGGAAUGGGUUUCGAGGUCGUCCCUGAAGCACGUGACUCGGAGCAGGCGCGUGUUCGACGUGGGCGGUAA
Molecule: messenger RNA, 3075 nt
Organism: Xylaria bambusicola
Lineage: Eukaryota; Fungi; Ascomycota; Sordariomycetes; Xylariales; Xylariaceae
Exons: 1
Coding region: 1-3075 (1024 amino acids)
Cellular component (GO): mitochondrial outer membrane
Molecular function (GO): ATP hydrolysis activity; ATP binding
Source: RefSeq, a predicted model, not a curated record